AUGGCGUCGGUAACGUCGCUGGACCAGGACAUGAAGAAGCUGCGACUGGGCAGAUACACACCGCAGGCCGCGAACGAAGCGCGGAGCUGGAUAGAAGAUAUCCUGGGCGAGCGACUGCCUCCCGGAGACCUAUUGGAUGCGCUCAAGGAUGGGACCGUCCUGUGCAGGCUGGUCAAUCUCGCCAUACCAAGUCCUGGCGUAAAGUUCAAGAAAUCGCCCAUGCCGUUCAUCCAGAUGGAGAACAUCUCCCAUUUCCUCCGCGCAUGCGAGAACGCUCCGCUCAACAUGCCCUCACACGACCGCUUCCUAACCGUUGACCUGUACGAGGCGAAAGAUCCCGCGCAAGUCCUGCAGUGUUUGAGCGCGUUUAGUCGAGUCGCCAAUUCAGUGAAUCCCUUCAAUUUCCCGACCACAAUUGGGCCCAGACGUGGUGGCGGAGGCCCGCUGAGCCCCACAGCAACUGGCGGGGUAGGGGCCUUUCAAAGCGGCAGCUCCCUGAGCUCAACUGGCUUUGGACGAAGCAGGGGGCCCAGCACUACCAGCAACACGAGUGGCUCGAACACGUUUAACCCACUCGCCCGACCGCAAGCUGAAAGAGCGCUCAGCCCUAGCUUUACGGGUGGUUCAAACUCGUCAAAGACUUCCAAUGGUAUACCUAAGUCGCCUCCUGGCGGCAUAAGCAGCUGGAGCAGGAAGACUGACGAAGGUGUAACAUCACCAGCAUGGAACAUCCAUCAAUAUGGCUACAUGGGCGGCGCAAGCCAAGGCAACCAAGGCAUCGCUUUCGGCGCGCGACGACAGAUUACCUCUGCAGCACCGAAAGUCCCCAGUCUGGCCGAGAAGGAGCGAAAGCGGAGAGAACAGGAAGCAGAGGACGAACGCUUGCGAACCCUGGCAGAAGAGGCUGAGCACAAGCGACGAGUCGAGCGACAAGCCGAAGAAGAGCGGCAAUGGGAGGAGGAGACGCGCAAACAAAAGGAGGCAAAGCAACUCCAGCUCGAGAAACAGAAACAGGAAUGGGAAGAGCAGGAGCGACAGUGGAAACUAGAGGAAGAAUUGCGGCAACGGGAAGAGCAAGAAGAGCAAGAGCAAGAGAGAGUGGACAAAGAGAGCCGUCGCAAACGCGCGGGCAGUGAUGCCAGGUUGAGAGGCCAGUACCUCAGCCAAUACCAGGCAGAACAGGCCAGCAGUAAGCCGCGAAGUCGCCGGAACAGCCAAUACGAGCCAGAGUCAAAUGGCGAACAAGACAGGAUAAGGGAGCUUGAACGCCAACUUGAAGAGGCAAAAGAGCGUGAGCGACAGUACCAGCAAGAACGCGAGGAGCGCUCUGAGCGUCGGAGAGAGCGCGCACGAUCGAAGAGUCGUACGCGCAACCGGUCACAAAGCCGCCCUCGUCCUCAGCCUCCGCCACGUGCCCCCUCUCCCCAAGACAGCACGGCAUCGUGGGCACAAGCUGAUGAUCGCGACUACCUACGUAAACAAUGGCAGGACACUCAACGGCAACCGCCGAGACCACUUCCCGAACCCACCGCGGCCGCACCAUCCACUCGGCCUCUACCAGAACCUGCCACCUCGCCGCGGCCAUUGCCGGAUCCCGCGGCCUAUGCUAAACAAAGUCGCACAGACAGAUAUUUAGCAUCGAAUCCUCCCCCUAUCGCUCCCAAGCCGGCAAAACACAUUCCACCAGAGUUGACGUCGACAUCCGAGCGCGCUGAAGAAGAUGCCAGACGCACUGCAUCGCAGACCAAAACGAAAGCAGGCGGAUGGGCUUCAAGGUCAUUGCUUGAGCGUGAAAUGGAGCGGGAGCGCGAACGACAGCAGGAAUGGGAAGAUGCUCAGCGCGCGUUGCAGAGUGCUCCCACAGAUCCCAAUGCCGGUACUGGCGAGGGCCAGAGCUGGGAUGUGAACCAGUACGGAUAUAUUGGUGGGGAUAGCCAAAACAAGGGGGGGAUUAGCUUCGGAGGGAGGAGGCAGAUACUAGGACCGAGACCAUUUGGACAGCGGUAG
Molecule: messenger RNA, 2007 nt
Organism: Didymosphaeria variabile
Lineage: Eukaryota; Fungi; Ascomycota; Dothideomycetes; Pleosporales; Didymosphaeriaceae
Gene: SCP1
Product: calponin
Exons: 2
Coding region: 1-2007 (668 amino acids)
Molecular function (GO): protein binding
Source: RefSeq, a predicted model, not a curated record